AUGCAAGAGAAAAUGUGGACGUGGAGAGACGGAGCAAGAAAAGAUGAUGCCCGUCCCACCGGCGGCUACCUCGACACGCCCGAGGAUCUCCGGCACCACUUGUCGCCCGUGUGCCAACCGGGCUGCGACCACCGGGACUGCUUCCACGCCAAAGCUCUGCAAGCGCCCACGUCGCUCGACGGCAUCUUUCGCCUGCCGGUGGAGCGCACCCUCUCGGUGCCCGAGCAGGUCCGGCUCGCACUCAAGCUGGUCCAGGGCGUGCUUCAGUUUCAUUCGACGCCAUGGCUCCAGCCCUACUGGCGACUGCAGGACUUGUCAUUUUUCCCGACCGAUGCCGGCCUGGCCGACUCGUUGAACACGCUGCACAUUAGCGCCGAACUCUCUGGAGAACAGCGGCGCGCGCAGGCGUUCCACGAUCAGAAACAAGAGCUUUGCUGCGAUGCCAUUAUGACCAAUAGUGACGGGGACGGCGAGAUUCUAGAUGCACAGAUCGCAUGCGGCAUUCGGAAUAUGACCAUGCAUAGCCUGGGCGUGGCGCUCCUCCAGAUCGGGCAGUGGACCGUCCUGCAGCCCGACGACGUUGUCGAGGUGAGAAAGAUUGCGGACCUGGCUGACCGCGGCUCUCGACUCGGGCCGCGGUACCAGAAGAUUACUCAACAGUGUCUAGACUGCGAUUUUGGGUUCGGGAAAGACUUACGUGAGCCGCAGUUGCAGGCUGCUAUUUAUAGAGAUGUGGUUUGUGAGCUUGAAAGUUUGGUCUCUACUCUAGAGGGAACAGUGCCCCAGAUCUGA
This is a messenger RNA of Pestalotiopsis fici W106-1, 792 nucleotides long. RefSeq lists its product as uncharacterized. Lineage: Eukaryota; Fungi; Ascomycota; Sordariomycetes; Amphisphaeriales; Sporocadaceae. Bases 1 to 792 code for a protein of 263 amino acids. The record is from RefSeq and is a predicted model, not a curated record. The transcript is spliced from 2 exons.